This is a messenger RNA of Equus caballus (horse), 6009 nucleotides long. It is a transcript of the gene ESRP2, whose product is annotated as epithelial splicing regulatory protein 2. The record is from RefSeq and is a predicted model, not a curated record. Gene Ontology annotation, molecular function: mRNA binding. Lineage: Eukaryota; Metazoa; Chordata; Mammalia; Perissodactyla; Equidae.
GCAGGCCUCGAAGGGCCGAGGUGAGGGUGGGGUUCCAGGGCCUUGCGGCCCGGCUCUCAAGACCGAGUUCCUUUCUCUCAAAGACCUGGAGUAGAGUUUGGGAAAGGCAUCUGGCUGGGCCGUAGGAGCCUCACUCAGCUCUCUCGUGUACCGUAUCUCCAAUUCAUUCAUUCAUAAUUCCUGAACCCUGGUAGGGGUGAGUGUGGGGGACAUUUAUCAGUGAAAUACAGAAAUCUCAAACUACAAUGGGGACCCCUGCUACGGAGGGAGAUGCCUUGAGAGGGGAAAAUCUGGAGGAAGAGUAGGGGUUAACUAGGGCAAGGGUGGAUUGAGAGGGGAGGAAAGGGCGCAGUUGAAGCUCUAGUGCAGGGGGUCUGUGGCCCCAGGGAAGGUUGCUAUUACUGGAAUACCCCAAGGCAGACGAAGUAAGCGCUUAGAUAACCAUUCAUUGAUUCAUUACCCAUUCAUUCAUUCAUUAAGUCUCGAGCGAUUACUACGUGCCAAGCCAAGUGAUAGGCUUGGGGAUAAGCCUGUUUAGUGGAUCGAUGUUCUCAUGGGUGGGUGGGGGUGUGGUAGGGAUAAAAUAAAUGAAUUAUUAACUGUAUUACAAGUUGGUUUACUGCUGAGGGGAAGAAGAUACGAGAGCCUGUUGGAGGAUAGGAGUGUGGGUUGUUUAGUAUAACUAGGUUGAUCUGGGAGGGCCCAUCUGAAGGAGAUGAAGGGAGCUCAGCAAAGCAGGGGUCCUAACCUUAUUUUACCGAAUUUAGUUUUUCAAGAAGAGUCCAAGCGUCGGGAAUUGUCAUGCGGGUGGGGCGGCCGGACCAGCUGGGGAGGGUUUGGGGGAGCUGCCCCACGCUGCCAGCCCCUUGCCACAGAUUCACUACUCUGCAGGGACCUGGACACACAUGAACGAGUCUCCAGUGAGAAUGCGCUCAGGACAGCCAGAUAUGCCACACUGGAGAGGUCGCCUCAAGAGGGAGGCUUCCCCGGCGUCCAGACCUGCGCUGAAGGAAUAGGGAAGGGCCUAGCACGAAGGUCUAGAGAUGGAAUAGAUGGGGGCGCUAAGAAGGGUGAGACCGAGGCCAAAUGACGCCUGGGUAGCCCGGCGGGGACGCCGGGGCUCUAAGCAGGAGCCUAGACAGGAGCCAGACAAGGAAGGACGCACACCGCGGAGCUUUGGGAGAGCCGGGGGAGGGGCUGGGGUGAAAGGACUCGGCUGCAAGGGCGUGGCCCGGAGAAAGGCUGGACUCCGCCUGGCGCACGCGCGCCACAGGUGGUGGGUGGGGGAGGGGCCUUACCUCGCUGUUGCCCCCCGCCCCGCGAGCAAAUAUUUGACAUUCCAGGCUUAUCUAGAGGGGGCGGGGCCCAGAGGGACAUUUCCCCUCCCCCCGGACCUGAUUGGCUUAGCUCUUCCGGGGGGUCCGGACAAGCAGGCGGAAUCCCGGGUGGACAGUCCCGAGAGGGGCUGCCGCGCAAUGACACCCGCCUACGCCCCCAAGGGGAGGCACUGGUCGCCUCAGCUGCUGGAAGGCCAGUCUACCUCCCACUCCUUCCUGACCGCCGUGUCCUAGCGCGAGUCACUUCCUUCCCAGACGCCUCGGUCUCUUUGUCAAGUAGGAACGUGCUACAGUGUGGGUUCAGAGGGCAAGGCUUCGGAGGCGCCCCUUCCACCCCGCUCUCUUUUGCUCUCUCCAUUGUCCCAAGGUCCGGACGCAGAGCUCAGCUUUUCGAAAUCGCGAGGUGUGGCUCCCGCUUCAGUUUCAGCUGAGGCUUGGCAACCCCAUGUCUGCUCCCGCUGGGCUGGAAUCACUUCUUUCCGCCAGAUUCUUCAGUUUCUCAGUCACAUAAAUGGGAGAAUUGGGGGAAGUUCGGGACGGCCUGGAAAUGCGCGGUAAGGGAGCCUCACCAAGCUCGACGGGGCGGAAGGGUGCUGAGAGCCUUCCACGCGGGACUGUCCGAGUUGGGUUGCCGCUCUGGGAUGGAGAAGAAGUGAAGGAUCUGCAGUCCUCACGUGCACAUGUGUACAUUCGCCGCUAGCCCCCAUCCACCAGAGCGCUCACGUCUCCAGGCAACAGGCCCGUCAUCAAGGGGGAAGGGCGACGAAAACAGACAGGAGUCCGUCCCCACGUCGGGUAGGGGUGAAGCCCCAGGCCCGGACUAUCCGUCUAGAGUACCGCUCUCGAGAGUUGCGGCAGCGGGAGGACUGAGGGCGCGUCUUCCUUCCCCCGCACCGAAGCCUGAACACCUCUGGCCCACAACGACCGCGCUUUGAAACCGCAGGCACUUCCUGGAGCCAGGCUAAAGCCCGGCUUUCGCACAUGUGUGAACAAGCCCUGCCCUGUGACUUCUGGUGACGCCCCACGGCUCUAAUGACCCCUGGUGAUCUCAGUCGCCCUGCCCUCCCCCAAUCGACCUCUGGUGAUUCCCCUACAGACCUCUGGGUGAUACCCUGUAACUCUCACCGCCCCCUUUGACCCCUGGUGACUUCUUUCACCCCCAGAUCGGUCGUCGUGACCCCCACAGGCUCUAGACCCUCUUGGUGAUUUUCACUAGUCUUAUGUGACCCUUAGGAACUAGAGAAGGCUCAUGGUUUUGCACUUUCCUUGGGACAGGCCUCAUGGUCGGGGGGUGGGGGAGGAUGGGGUCACCUCCGAAGUCAGACAGGGCCGGCUGGGGGAGUGGGAAUCCCGGCCCUGAGCGCGAGCCCAGGCCGGGCGUGUGAGCCCGCAUGUCCUGGGCUAGGUUCUAGCGGCCCUCCCCCACGGUUCCUGGGGCCGCCCCGGUCACGUGACCGACAGAGCCGACAGGUAACUCGCCCAGAGAGGGCGGGGGCCAGUAGCCGCCCCGCCCUGCGGGGCGCUGCGGGCGGGUCUCAGCAGCGCCCACUGCGCCAGCCAGGCCGCAGGUGCCGCCCCCGACACACGGUGUCCCGCCCAACCUGAUCCGCGUCUGCCGUCGGUCGGUGCGUGCGUGCGCCUCGUCGGUCCCGCGUGUGUCUGGCCGAGCGCCCCCUUACUCCGCGGCCAUGACUCCGCCGCCACCCCAGCCACCGCCCCCGGGUUCGCACCCCGCCUCAGACUCCGCCGCCGCCCCCCUCCCCGGCCCUAGACCCCUGGUCGUACUGUUCGGGGCCACGGCCGGUGCGCUGGGGCCAGACCUGGGCUCCGACGAGACCGACUUAAUCCUCCUAGUCUGGCAAGUGGUGGAGCCUCGGAGCCGCCAGGUGGGAACGUUGCACAAGUCACUGGUUCGCGCCGAAGCGGCUGCACUGAGCCCGCAGUGCCGCGAGGCGAGCGGCUUGAGCGCCGACAGUCUGGCGCGGGCCGAGCCACUGGACAAGGUGUUGCAGCAGUUCUCACAGCUGGUGAGCGGGGAUGUGGCUCUGCUGGGCGGGGGCCCCUACGUGCUCUGCACUGAUGGGCAGCAGCUGCUGCGACAGGUCCUGCACCCUGAGGCCUCCAGGAAGAACCUGGUGCUCCCGGACACCUUCUUCUCCUUCUACGACCUCCGCAGAGAGUUCCACGUGCAGCACCCAAGUUCCCGCCGUGCCAGGGACCUCACUGUGGCCACCAUGGCACAGGACUUGGGGCUGGAGACAGAUGCCACAGAGGAUGACUUUGGGGUCUGGGAAGUGAAGACAAUGGUAGCUGUCAUCCUCCACCUGAUCGAAGGGCCCAGUGGUCAAUUGUUUUCGAAGCCCGAGGUGGUAAAGCAGAAAUAUGAAACAGGGCCUUGCAGCAAGGCUGACGUGGUGGACAGUGAGACUGUGGUUCGGGCUCGUGGCCUGCCCUGGCAGUCAUCAGACCAGGACGUGGCUCGCUUCUUUAAAGGGCUCAACAUUGCCAGGGGUGGUGUAGCACUCUGCCUCAACGCCCAGGGCCGCAGAAAUGGUGAGGCCCUCAUCCGCUUUGUGGACAGCGAGCAGCGGGACCUAGCGCUGCAGAGACACAAGCACCACAUGGGUGUCCGCUAUAUCGAGGUAUAUAAAGCAACAGGAGAAGAAUUUGUAAAGAUCGCAGGGGGCACAUCACUAGAGGUGGCUCGUUUCCUGUCACGGGAAGACCAAGUGAUCCUGCGGUUGCGGGGACUGCCCUUCUCGGCUGGGCCAGCAGACGUGUUAGGCUUCCUGGGACCAGAAUGCCCAGUGACUGGGGGUGCUGAUGGACUGCUCUUUGUGCGCCACCCUGACGGCCGGCCCACUGGUGAUGCCUUUGCCCUCUUUGCCUGUGAAGAGCUGGCACAGGCUGCACUGCGCAGGCACAAGGGCAUGCUGGGUAAGCGAUACAUUGAACUCUUCCGGAGCACUGCAGCCGAGGUGCAGCAGGUCCUGAACCGCUAUGCAUCCAGCCCACUCCUUCCCACAGUGACUGCUCCACUGCUGCCCAUCCCCUUCCCACUGGCAGCUGGGACGGAGAGAGAUUGUGUACGCCUUCGAGGCCUGCCCUACACAGCCACCAUUGAAGAUAUCCUGAGCUUUCUAGGAGAGGCAGCAGCUGACAUCCAACCCCAUGGUGUGCACAUGGUGCUCAACCAGCAGGGCCGGCCAUCAGGAGAUGCCUUCAUCCAGAUGACAUCAGCAGAGCGAGCCCUAGGUGCUGCUCAGCGUUGCCAUAAGAAAGUCAUGAAGGAACGCUACGUGGAGGUGGUCCCCUGCUCCACAGAUGAGAUGAGCCGUGUGCUAAUGGGGGGCACCUUGGGCCGCAGUGGCAUGUCCCCUCCGCCUUGCAAGCUGCCCUGUCUUUCACCACCUGCCUUCGCCACCUUCCAGGCCACCCCAACACUCAUUCCCACCGAGACAGCAGCUCUAUAUUCCUCUUCAGCACUGCUCCCUGCUGCCAGGGUGCCUGCUGCCCCCACCCCUGUUGCUUAUUACCCAGGGCCAGCCACUCAACUCUACAUGAACUACACAGCUUACUACCCCAGCCCCCCAGUUUCUCCCACCACUGUGGGCUACCUCACCACGCCCCCUGCUGCCCUGGCCUCUGCUCCCACCUCAGUGUUGUCCCAGCCGGGAGCCCUGGUCCGUAUGCAGGGUGUCCCAUACACAGCUGGUAUGAAGGAUCUGCUCAGCGUCUUCCAGGCCUACCAGCUAGCCCCUGAUGACUACACCAGUCUGAUGCCUGUCGGUGACCCACCUCGCACUGUGCUACAGGCCCCCAAAGAGUGGGUGUGUUUGUAGGUAAGGGAGCCAGGAGGUAAAAGCUGGCUGAUGUCUUCAGCUAGCAUGUCUCUCCUGCGUCCAGAGAACCAGCGCUCUCAACCUGGUGGCUUCUUUUUGGCUUGUCAAAGCUCUCAGAAGGCAUCCAGAGGAGCUCAAGUCCCAGCUCCAUUCCUCAUUUAUUGCUCUGCCUGUUCACCCCAAAGAUGAUGGCUGGAUCCUACAUGCAGGGCUGAGGUUGGAAUGGUGCUACCCUUCUCCUGAUGGCCUGAUCUGGGCCUCCUGAGUAGCACCCAGAGAGCCUUUGGUCUGUGCUGGCUAUGACCCAUGCCCACAGAUUCUGUGGAGCAGGCCUGCUUUCUUUUUUAAAAUCUAAGCCCUGAUGCCUUCAGUGUAUGACUCCUGGGAGCUUCUGAGUAAAGAUCCCAAUGUUCUUCUUCCCCUGUCCCUUCUGGUGGUGGGCAGGAAGGCAGAGAGCACUAGUCCAAGCUCCCAGGAUACUUGGACCUUGGAGGCCACGUUGUGCCAGGGGUGCUAGCCCGCCUUCAGCUUGGCACCAGGAAUAUCAGAUGGCAAAAUCACAGGCUAUUCUGACGGACUGUACUGCAGUAUCCCCAGAGGACACUAGGGGGCAGGAGGUCCUCACACAAAAAACUCAGGCUUGAAUUUUAAGAGGGGACUUUCUGCCUACUUUUUAUGCACACCUUGGGCAGGCCAGUGGUCCUGAACUCAGCAGACACCAUGGGGAUGUCCUUUGCACCCAUUAGAGGGUGCAGAAGUGAGGCUUCAAAAGGAAUUUGGAACUCUACCCUCUCCUCUGUAAAAUAAACAAAGGUUCCUAACCAAGUAGA